This is a messenger RNA of Paramecium tetraurelia, 216 nucleotides long. RefSeq lists its product as uncharacterized. The record is from RefSeq and is a predicted model, not a curated record. Lineage: Eukaryota; Ciliophora; Oligohymenophorea; Peniculida; Parameciidae. The transcript has a single exon.
AUGCAAUAAGCUAUGGAGAGAAAAUCAUCAAGAUCAAUUCAACUAAGUCAAAAUAAUCUCGAUGAAUCCAAUAAAUCAACAUUUUAUGAAAUUUGGGAUAAGAAUGAUGGUUUGGAUUCGCCAAUGUCUCCAAAAAUUAAACUUCCUGGUGAUUAUUAACCAAAAUUUAUACACUCAGUAAGAAACCAAUCCAAGAGAGGUUCAGAAAUAAAUUGA